AUGUCUAAUAUACAUAAAUUGAAGGUUGGGAUAGAUUUUGGGACUACGUUCUCAGGAGUCGCUUGGAACUUCACAGGGGCUCAAGAGGACGUUAUAAUCAUCCGAGAUUGGCCAGGGCAUCGGAGGCUUCAGGCAAUUCGAUCAUCAGAUAAAGUACCCAGUGAGAUCUCGUAUGACAGCUCGGGAGAGAUAUCCAAAUGGGGGUUCCAAAUUAAGACUGGGGAAGAAAGACUUGCCUGGAUUAAGCUUCUCCUUGAGCCGACAAAGUACAUUUCGAACAAUGGGACGAUCAAUUCUACCAGGAGUUUAAUUUUGGAUCGGAAUACAAAAGAGCCAGUAGAUGUGGUAGCGGAUUAUUUAACAUGUUUGAGAAAACAUGCUAUUCACUGUAUACAGACCACCUACGGGAAAGCAUUCCUUGAUGCGACACCCAUCGAUUAUAUCUUGACCGUUCCAGCUAUUUGGACUGAUAAUGCAAAAGAAUUGACUCUACGAGCAGCGGAGACUGCGGGAUUUGGGGAUAGAACUAAACUCCAACUCGUGUCGGAGCCUGAUGCCGCUGCAGCGUGGACUCUUCUGAGAGACCUGAAAAGUAAUGGCCUUCAGAUCAAUGACGCGUUCGUUAUUGUGGACUGUGGUGGUGGUACCGUCGACCUUAUUUCAUAUCAGGUCACAGAAACAAGUCCAAAUAUCACAGUGAAGGAGUGUGCAGCAGGUACUGGAGGUUUAUGUGGCUCAACCUUUCUCAACGGAAACUUCGAGAAAAUGGUUCGGUCCCGCCUAGGAGAAAGAUACGAUACAAUGAGUACUCGCAAACGGAAUGAAAUAAUGAAGAAGUUUGAGGAAGAGCUGAAGCGGGGCUUCACGGACUCAGAGGAUGACGAUGAGCUAUAUUGCCCUGUUGGUGGAAUUCCGGAUGAUCCUAUCGCCGGAAUUGAUGGCGGUGAUCUUGUUAUUAGUAGGGAAGAGAUGAAAGCAAUCUUUGACCCUGUUAUUGAUAAGAUUAUUCCCCUCGUUAAAAGUCAGGUUAGGAAUGUUGAAGCAAAAGCAUCUUUAAGACUCACGUCUGUACUCCUUGUUGGGGGCUUCGGAAGCUCUAAAUAUCUAUUAAAACGGCUUGAAAACGAAGUGAGAAAGGCCGACAGGUCACCAAUAGAGAUCAUUCAGCCGGCCAACGCAUGGAGCGCCGUCGCUCGGGGUGCCGCAAUUGGUAUUCGUAUCUCGACUCGUACAUCACGUCGACAUUACGGAACUAUGAGAUGUUCGGAUACAAUGGCAUGGUUUAUCAAUGAGGGCGACGAAGUCUCAGAAGAGAAACCAAUCUCCCUUCCGUUUGUUUAUAUAACGCGAAUAGGAGGUAUGCAUAUGAACUUCGCUACUGAACUCUACGUUGCUGAGAUGGGACCGGCUCCUCCAUACUUGAAUUCACCAAUCAAUCCUGCGAGAAUCUUGUGCAACUUAGAAUCAGACUUGAGCAUGAUCCCCCCAAGCGAGUUCACUAAAAAGAUGGGGUUGAAUUCGCAGGUAUAUUACGAAAUCCACGUGGAUUACGUCCUGACGAUGAAGUCAGCAAUGAUCUUGACCUUUGACCAGAUGUUUAAAGGGAAGCGUUAUGGGAGUGCUACAGCGAAGUAUUCACUUGUCUAA
This is a messenger RNA of Morchella sextelata, 1647 nucleotides long. RefSeq lists its product as uncharacterized. Bases 1 to 1647 code for a protein of 548 amino acids. Gene Ontology annotation, molecular function: ATP binding; ATP-dependent protein folding chaperone. NCBI's taxonomy places the organism in Eukaryota, Fungi, Ascomycota, Pezizomycetes, Pezizales, Morchellaceae. The record is from RefSeq and is a predicted model, not a curated record. The transcript has 12 exons.